This is a messenger RNA of Papaver somniferum (opium poppy), 4578 nucleotides long. RefSeq lists its product as uncharacterized. The record is from RefSeq and is a predicted model, not a curated record. Lineage: Eukaryota; Viridiplantae; Streptophyta; Magnoliopsida; Ranunculales; Papaveraceae. The coding region runs from base 1814 to 3820 and encodes 668 amino acids. Gene Ontology annotation, molecular function: DNA helicase activity. The transcript is spliced from 3 exons. Gene Ontology annotation, biological process: DNA repair; telomere maintenance.
AUCACGGGGUCCUCAAUCUACUAUUGCAAACAACAGUAGAGGAAGGGGGACAAAUUUGUCUAAUAAAGGAUUUCACAACUCUGCAAGGGGUUUCAUCGACUUACAUUCUCUUCCACGCCUGAAAUUGAAUAACAUUAGGUCGUGUGACCAUUGUGGUGCUAAGCUGUUUCCCCAUGAGACUAAGCAGUUCUGUUGUUUGAAUGGAAAAGUCAGUCUACCAAAUCUGCCGGUACCUCCAGAACAUAUGUUGCUAUAUACUGCACAAUCAGAAGAGGGAUUUCAUUUUAGGCAUAAUAUUCGUGCAUACAACCAUGUUUUUGCCUUCACAUCAAUCGGGGUACGUAUCGACCAUAACACGGCUAAUCUUAGGAAGGGAGUGUAUACAUAUCGUGCUCAAGGUACUAUGUAUCACAAGAUUGGGAGUCUCAUACCAGAACCAAGUGAUAGACCAAGGUUCCUUCAAAUGUACAUAUACGACACCGAACAUGAAUUAGAGAACCGGAUGAAAGAGCAACAGUUUGCUGCCAAGAAUGACAAGGUACGGCUCAGGCUCAGGAGUCAACAACAAGUGAAGAACCGCUUAACAGGCAAGUUCUAGCUAUCUUAAAAGGAAUGUUGGACAGAUGCAACCCCUACGUGCGUGUUAUUCGCCAGAUUUCACAAGUUAAUGAUUUGCAUGAUGUUCGUCUACAUAUAAAAGAGCAGCCAACUUAUCGUCGUCAAUAUAACAUGCCAACAUCACCGCAAGUUGCUGCUAUCUUAGUUGGAGGAGAAGAUCCGAGUGAAGUGCUUCCAAGGGACAUCAUUGUUGAAACAAAUUCUGGACAACUUCUGAAUGUACCCGAUACGGCAUGUUUAUACGAUCCACUACAAUACCCAUUGCUACUUCCUUAUGGGAGUUUUGGUUGGGAUUUGACAAUUUUCUCCGACAACGCUAGAAGGAUUAGUUGUCGGGCAUAUUAUGCAUAUAUGCUACAUGUAACAGUAAUUUACUUUGAAUUAGUAAAUUCUCAGACCUAAGAUUCUUUGACUGCAUCUUACUAACUAAUUAACUUGAUGUCAUUAGAUUCGAGAAAAUGAUCACUCGAUUCUCUUACGUGCUGGGAAAUUGCUACAGCAAUAUGUGGUCGAUAACUACGUGAAGAUCUCAACAAUGAAGUUGAGAUGGGUUCGAGAUAACCAAAGGACAUUCCGAGCUGAUUGGUACUCUGGUGCUCUUGACAAGGCAGAUGCAAAUACAGGUGAUAUUGGAGAGCGGGUUAUUCUGCCUCCAAGUUACACAGGAAGCCCACGUGAUAUGCAUCAAAGGUAUUAUGACGCCAUGGCAUUGGUUCAGAAGUAUGGAAAGCCUGAUUUUUUCAUAACCAUGACAUGUAAUCCUAAGUGGGAGGAGAUCCAGAAGGAAUUAACACCAGGGCAACAAGCACAUGAUAGGCCAGAUUUGACGACGAGAGUCUUUCAUUCUAAGUUUGGAGAAUUGAAGACGGAUCUGUUCACUAAGGGGGUUCUAGGAAAGGUUGUAGCACAUGUUCAUGUCAUUGAGUUUCAGAAAAAAGAGGUCUUCCACAUGCACAUAUUCUUAUCAUUCUCGAUGAGAAAGACAAGCUACGUAGCCCAGAUGACUACGAUAAAGUUGUUCGAGCAGAAAUACCUGAUCCAGAUGUUGAACCAGAGCUGUAUGAGGAUGUCUUAAAACACAUGAUACAUAUGCCGUGUUCGUUGUCGGUUGAUAGUGUUUGUAAGAAGAACGGGAAGUGUAAGAAAAAGUUUCCGAAGAAAUUUGCACCAGCUACUUUAGAAGGCGAGGAUUCAUAUGCCAGAUGAGAAAGACAAGCUACGUAGCCCAGAUGACUACGAUAAAGUUGUUCGAGCAGAAAUACCCGAUCCAGAUGUUGAACCAGAGCUGUAUGAGGAUGUCUUAAAACACAUGAUACAUAUGCCGUGUUCGUUGUCGGUUGAUAGUGUUUGUAAGAAGAACGGGAAGUGUAAGAAAAAGUUUCCGAAGAAAUUUGCACCAGCUACUUUAGAAGGCGAGGAUUCAUAUCCAAUCUAUAGAAGGCGAGAUGAUGGUAGAGAAGUUACACUCCACAAUGGGAAAGUGGUGAAUAACAGUUGGGUUGUACCGUAUAAUCCGUGGCUUUUAAAGAAGUACGACUGCCAUAUCAAUGUGGAUAUUUGCUCAAGUGUGAAAUCAGUGAAAUAUUUGUACAAAUAUGUUUGGAAAGGGGUGGAUUGUGUCUGCAUGGAGGUUUCAAGUGAGAAAGGUAUCGAAGAUGAGAUCAAGCAGUAUGUAGACGCCCGUUGGAUAUGCCCGCAAGAAGCACUCUGGAGAAUAUACAAAUAUCAGAUGAAUAAGAUUUGCCCACCUGUAGUCUCAUUACAAAUACACCUUAAGGAUCAUCAAAAGAUUUUACUUCCAGAAGGACGGACUGUGCGAGCUGUGUUGCAGAGAGAGAGGGCAUCCCGCACAAAGCUUACUGAGUAUUUUAAGAAAAACGCAGAAGAUGAGUUUGCAAGAACCCUUUUAUACAAAGAGUUUCCUGAGCAUUAUGUAUGGAAUCAGUCAUUAAGGCAGUGGGAUAGAAGGCGGCGUAAUAAUAGAGUGAUUGGAAGAGUAAAUGUUGUUUCAACUUGCACUAAUAAUUACUAUCCGAGACUUCUGCUGAACAAUGUUAGGGGCCCAACUUCUUAUGAGGACCUGCUAAAGGUAGGUUCUGUUACCUUUUCGACGUACAGAGAAGUGGCGCAGCAUCUUGGUUUGUUAGAAAGUGAUACUGCCAUGCGUGAUACACUAUUUGAAGCAACACAAGUGCAGAUGCCUUCGUCUUUGAGAAGGCUUUUCUGCACGAUGUUAGCCUUAUGGAACCCGACCGGAGUUCGUGAAUUAUGGGAUGAAUUCCUUCCACACUUGAUUGAAGAUCACAUCCGCUCCAACACAGAACAAGGUGCUAUUAAUCUUCUGUUGCGGGAACUUAGUUCUACUCUUGGUCCAGAUUUGAUGAAGAAGUAUAAGUUCCCAACCAUCACCGAAGACGUAGGCACUUCAGGAACAAAUGAUUUGGUCAUGGAAGAAAAAUCGAUUCCUAUUCCUCCAGAAGAUUUGUCGGCUAUCGGCCAGCUAAACAACGACCAAAGGCAUGCAUUUGACAGGGUGGUGACCUCAGUUUCUCGCCGCGAAAAUUCUAUAUUCUUUAUCGAUUGUCCGGGUGGUUCAGGGAAAACUUUCCUGUACAGGGCGAUACUGGCCUAUCUAAGAACUGAAGGACAUAUUGCAAUUGCAACGGCGACAUCAGGAAUUGCUGCAACGAUGAUGCCAGGUGGGCGGACUGCUCAUUCCAGGUUCAAGAUACCCGUACCAGCUGACUCAACAUCUUCGUGUGACAUACAUGUGGACACUGAUUUAGCAGAUCUCAUUCGUAAGGCCAGCUUGAUUAUUUGGGAUGAAGCAACAAUGGCAAAUCGAUAUGCAUUUGAAGCUUUAGAUCGGACUUUAAGAGAUAUAACUAAGGUUGAGCUACCAUUUGGAGGUAAGAUUAUGGUUUUGGGUGGUGAUUUCCGUCAAGUGUUGCCUGUAAUUGAACAUGGCACACGAGCACAGGCAUUAAGUGCAUGCUUAACCAAUGCUAAAUUCUGGAAGGAUGUCAAGGUAAUUCAUCUCAAAGAAAACAUGCGUUCAAGAUUGGAUCCCGACUUCUUAGAAUUUUUGCUUCUCAUUGGAGAUGGAGUUGAGCCCUGUGUUAUGGAAGAUAUGGUGAAGCUUCCAGAUGACAUUGUGUUGGAAUGGGAUGGAGAGCAGGCUGUUAAGAGAUUGAUUGACUAGGUUUUUCCAAGACUUGAAGAGAAUGCAUUUGACAAAGUUUAUAUGAGUCAGAGGGCCUUGAUAACCCCAAAGAAUGACGUUGUUGAAAAGCUCAAUCAGAAAGUUAUUGAAAUCUUCCCAGGAGCAGAGGUAGUGUAUCAUUCUUUUGACACGGUAACAGAUGACCCCAAGAAUUUGUGGACAGAAGAUUUUCUUAACACUAUUGCUCCAGGUGGAUUACCUCCUCACAAGCUUAUACUGAAAAUAGGUGCUCCAAUUAUUCUCUUGAGAAACCUUGAUCCAAAGUGUGGGCUUUGCAAUGGCACAAGGUUACUAUGCCGAAUAUUAUUCACAAACUUUAUCGAUGCAGAAAUUGUUACAGGUAGUUGCACAGGUAUGAGAGUGUUGAUUCGGAGGAUACCCAUGGAGCCCCCAAAAGACUCAAAACUUCCUUUUAAACUUACACGAAAGCAGUUUCCAGUUCCCACAAGUUUUGCUCUAACGGUUAACAAGUCUCAAGGGCAGACCAUACCACAUGUUGGUGUUUACCUACAAGAACAUGUGUUUAGUCAUGGACAGUUAUAUGUUGCUUUGUCCAGGGGAGUCUCAAGAACCACAACAAAAGUGUUAGUCAAGAACGGGGCUCUUCCAGAUAUUGCUGGAACGUAUAUCAGAAAUGUUGUUUUUCAAGAUGUUCUAAAAUUAUGUGAUAGAGUUGGGUGAUGUAUUUUUGAUUGAUGUAAUUCUAAAUGGAAAAAAAUAAUAAUUUAUUGUUGGUA